Rotaria socialis is the source of this 2427-nucleotide messenger RNA. The record is from the annotation of a GenBank genome assembly. NCBI's taxonomy places the organism in Eukaryota, Metazoa, Rotifera, Eurotatoria, Philodinida, Philodinidae.
AUGGAAUCUAGUCCUAGAGCAGCGUCUUUUAUAGUCAAUGACCUUGAACAACGUCUUCAAAAUCUGUAUACAACACGUGUACAUGAUGAUCAAACAUUGAACAAUCUCGAAUCUCUUCUUAACGAUUGUUCAAAACACUUGACUAAUCUAAUUUCUUCAGCAGAUCCAACAUUAGUAGCGAUUACUCUUCCAGCGCUUCUUCAAACCAUAAUAUCAUUAUCAAAAAUUUGUGCUGAAAAAUCCGAUAUAAUUAUAUCGGGACCAUUUCUGUCACGCGACAAAUUGACUUCGUUAAUUACAACAACUAAAGCAUUACACAAUCAAAUAAAAGAAUUUGUUAAAUCACCUAAACUCAACACUAUUCUAAUCAAAUCAACACAACAACGACAUUUUUGUGAACAAUUGCGUCGUGUCUCAGAUUCAAUCGCUAACAUAGAUCUUCUUACAACAUUGAUUUGUCAUAAACUUAUUGUAAAAUUAUUGACCGGUAGUGACGAUCAACAACAACAAUCACAAUCAUCAUUCAGUAAACUCGACGAUAUUAAUGAUGGUUUAAUCGUUGCUGUCUAUGGUAGUGUGUUACAACAGAUGGCUACACUUUGCGCGAGAAAUUUAAAAGAAAAAUCAGAUAACAAUCGAGAAUCGCCCACUAUUAAGAUGUAUGGAAUUUAUUUUCAAAUGUUAUCUAAAUUAGUUCAAUACAAUAGCACAAUAUCUCAAUUUGAAACCUACCAAGAUUUUAUUCGUACUGUCCAUCAAAUACAUCAAUGUCUUGAAUCUACAUGUCAACAGAAUCGUUUUCAACUCGAAUUUUUUAAUAACACAAUACUUCUACAAGAAAUUCUUCGAAGUUUUAUUCAAUAUUCACUAAAGAAUUCAUCGAAAUUAUUUUUCGAUGAGCUAUUUCUUGAAUUAUCAUCGAACAAAUGUAAAUAUGCAUCGCUAAUUUUACUUUUUCGUAUUAUUGAAGCAUUUGACAUGAGUUUAACUAAACCAUCAACGGAUAUUUCGAUCUGUAUUAUUCAUCGUUUAAUAUCUCAUCUAUUCGAUCUUAUUGACGAAUGCCGAAUUCAACUUGUCCUACCGGCUCUUCUUCCAGUAUCAUUUAGUAAAACUCAAGUUGAAUAUGGCAGCCUAUACGACAUAACCUAUUCAAUCUUAAUGAAACUUUUCAAUCAGAAAUCUAUGCAAACAGUUCUAUCGUCAAUGACGAAGCUCAUCCAAUCGUCGAAUGAGAAUUUUUCGAUUAUGUCAACUUCCAUUCAGUUAGCAAGUGAAUUAAUUAUUCAAUCAUGGUUUUUAUAUAACCAAUCCGUUGAAUAUCAAUAUCUAUUCGGUUUAUUUCUUGCUGAACUUCUUCGACUUGAUAUUCACACGAAUUUAAUUAAUUAUCUAUUAGCAAUGCCAAAUAUGCGCUCCGUGAAAUUCUAUGCCUAUGAUGCAUUUCUUUCAUCGAAUUCAUUCUAUCAUAUUUAUGAUUUAUUUCAAAUGUUGAAUAAUAAUAAUAGUUCAUUAAAAGAAUCAAUCAUUAAUUCAACCAAUCUUUCAUUGUUAUAUCCAACGAAUAUCGAACAUCUCUAUGGAUUUAUACGUUUAUUUAAUACAGAAUUAAAUGCAAAACAAAUUCAACAUACGAUUGAUACAUGUAUUUAUUCUAUACAACAAUUUCUUUCCUUACCAAUUAUAACUGAAUUAACAUGUAUGAAUUUUAUUCUUACUUUACGUCUUUUAUCAUAUUUAAUUGUUAAUAAUCAAAAUGAAAAUUUAAAAUCUUUGCUUGGCCAGUUGACGCAAUUAUUCGUUAUACUUGAUGAACAAACAGCGAUGGAUGUUCGAUUAGAACUAUUAAAUCUUUUUGCUGUACAUUCAAAUGUUCUUGAUGAUAAUGAUCUUGGAAGAUUAUUAGAUUUUAUGUUAACGAAUUCAAUUGAAGCAAAUCCGACUUCUGCAGCUUUUCAUAUUGGCUGUUUAACUAUUGUAGAUUCAUUAAGACAACGACAAUCACGGAGCGCAAACAUUACAGAUCUUAUUAUUCAAUUAAUUGUUCGAUAUGGAAAUGAACAACAAUGUAGUUAUCUACUUAAAGCUCAUUUGAUGCGAGUUUUUACGAGCUUCAUCUCUCAUGGCAAUGACGAUUCAUUACCCAUGCGAGUUAAAUCUCAAUGUGUAUUAUUACGUGCUAAUAUUGAUGAAUUUGAAAAAAGUAAAAAAACAAUGGGAACAAUAAACAGUCGUUUUCCAGAUGAAAAUACACUCACAGCAAUUGAUUCUACUCGGCCAUCAAUGAUUACAACUGCAAUGAAAAAAGAUGCAUCAAACAAUGAAUCAACGAGCCAAUUAAAAUUUUAUCAAAUGAUUGUUAAUGAACUGGAAUUUCAUCAAUGUUCAAUAUCCAUACAAAAUUCUAAUGCAAUGCAACAGGACUAA